UCACCUAUACCAAUCACUCAAGCAACGUCAAUGCAAAAGCGAUUGUAUUUAUUUCCGUCAAGUUUUUGUUAGAUUUUUUUAUUAUGUGUUGUGUUUAUGUUAAGCUCCUUUUCCUCAUCCUGUGGAUUUACUCAAUAGAAUGUGAUGAUUUUGAAAAAGCCGAACCACUUAACAAAGUUAGAUAUAGGAACAGCAGAACGUGCAAACACCGGCCUUAUUCCGCCUUUGAACCAUUCUAUCGUCAAAGUAUACUGGAAAGUCCCGUUUACUUGGUGUUUAUCGUACUUUUAGGCAUCCUCUUUGGGUUAAUGUUCUUAGGAUUGCUGAAAGGCCUGCUAGGUAUGCUUGGUUCAAAAACCGUGGGCGAAUAUGGCAUGGGCAUGCUCAUCGAUCUUCCUAAGCCUUUGGAUUCAUAUCAGGAAAAGGAGUUGAGAAACCGAUCGGUUUGCUAUGACGUUGUGGGGUGGCCAGUGCACCCAGACACCGGCGAAAGGACCGUUCGAAUGCUGCCAAUCCAGAGUGAAUUUUGCCUCAACAUCAUUUUCUUUUUGGCAUAUCCGCUGGCCAUUCUGUUGAAACUGUGCUCUCUGUGCUGCUGCAUCGGCGAUUACAAAGGCGAAGAAGACGCCUGCUUUCGUGAAGUGAAUGUUAUCAAAUGCAAGAGCUCCAGAAAAAACGCUGGAGGCCCUCAGCUGGAUAUGUACAAAGAGCACGAUCUGAGAGAAGCCAAAGAUACGAAUUACGUUAUUAAUUGUAUGCGGCAAAGCCAAAUGUCUUUAGGGAAAUUCCAUCAGUUCAGUGAUAUGUGAUGAACUAUGGUUACUUGCGUGGAUAUUCGAAUAGAGCAUUUUGGGAAAAGUUACAAAGUAAACAGCUUUAUACUCGUUGUAAUUACUCUCUACGAAUAAAAAACCAUGAACUGAAA
Molecule: messenger RNA, 925 nt
Organism: Dendroctonus ponderosae (mountain pine beetle)
Lineage: Eukaryota; Metazoa; Arthropoda; Insecta; Coleoptera; Curculionidae
Exons: 4
Coding region: 84-809 (241 amino acids)
Source: RefSeq, a predicted model, not a curated record